AUGGGCAUCAUGACGGGCGCAUCAUGGGGCUUCAGCCAGAGCUUGGUGCGCCUGCUGGCCCCGCGCCUGGUGCCUGGCUCAGCACUGCUGGUGGCGCCAUGCUCGGUGGAGGGCGAGCUGCGCGGCACCUGCAUGGCACUCCAUGUGCGCGGCGUGCCCGCUGACCUGGCCUUGGACAGUGGGCCGCAGAGUGUGGUACACGCCGCCUGGAAGCUCCGUGUGGACGGGCCGAUGGAGCAGCUGCUGCUCAUCAACAACACCAGUGAGCGGGCAGCGCCAAGAUGCGCUCCUGAGCACAUGCAGAGUGCGUUCCUCCUCCAGGUCUGGAG
Messenger RNA from Podarcis lilfordi (Lilford's wall lizard), 329 nucleotides. Lineage: Eukaryota; Metazoa; Chordata; Lepidosauria; Squamata; Lacertidae. The record is from the annotation of a GenBank genome assembly.